This is a messenger RNA of Zophobas morio, 3010 nucleotides long. RefSeq names its product alanine--tRNA ligase, cytoplasmic (gene AlaRS). Gene Ontology annotation, biological process: alanyl-tRNA aminoacylation. Gene Ontology annotation, cellular component: mitochondrion; cytoplasm. Gene Ontology annotation, molecular function: aminoacyl-tRNA deacylase activity; alanine-tRNA ligase activity; nucleic acid binding. The coding region runs from base 35 to 2932 and encodes 965 amino acids. The transcript is spliced from 3 exons. The record is from RefSeq and is a predicted model, not a curated record. Lineage: Eukaryota; Metazoa; Arthropoda; Insecta; Coleoptera; Tenebrionidae.
GUAAUUAAUAAUACAUUUCUCAGAAACUUUCGCUAUGGACACUUCCAUGACCGCAAAAGACGUCCGAAACGCCUACAUCAACUUCUUUAAAGAAAAAAAUCACCAAUAUGUCCACUCCUCCUCGACAAUUCCACUGGACGAUCCAACUCUACUUUUUACAAACGCCGGUAUGAACCAAUUCAAACCCAUCUUCCUGGGUACUGUCGACCCCAACAGCGACCUAUCCAAACUCACCAGAGCCGUCAACUCCCAGAAAUGCAUCCGUGCCGGGGGCAAACACAACGACUUAGACGACGUGGGCAAAGACGUCUACCAUCACACGUUUUUCGAAAUGAUGGGCAACUGGUCCUUUGGUGACUACUUCAAAAAGGAAAUUUGUGCAUGGGCUUGGGAGUUGCUCACCCAGCGCCUACACCUACCACCUGAGCGCUUGUACGUCACUUACUUCGGAGGGGAUAAAGCCGCCGGUUUAGACCCCGACAACGAAUGCAAGCAGAUUUGGCUGGAUUUAGGCGUCCCAGUGACUCAUGUUAUCCCUGGUAGCAUGAAGGACAACUUCUGGGAAAUGGGCGAAACGGGACCUUGCGGUCCCUGCUCUGAGCUACACUUUGACAGGAUUGGUGGACGCGAGGUUCCAGAGCUCGUCAAUCAGGACGAUCCCGACGUGCUAGAAAUCUGGAAUCUCGUGUUCAUCCAGUUCAAUCGCGAAAGCGACGGAAGUUUGAAGUCUUUGCCCAAAAAACACAUUGAUUGUGGGUUGGGUUUGGAACGUCUGGUGUCAGUAAUGCAGAAUAAACGCUCGAAUUAUGACACUGAUUUGUUCUUGCCUUUGUUUGAUGCGAUUCAGAAGGGGACAGGGGCGCCGGCUUAUGGUGGUAAAAUCGGGGACGACGAUAAGGAUGGCGUUGAUAUGGCGUACCGAGUGCUGGCCGAUCACGCACGGACUUUGACGAUCGCGUUGUCGGAUGGAGGUAACCCUGACAAUACUGGAAGAGGGUACGUGUUGAGGAGGAUUUUGAGACGUGGUGUCAGAUACGCCACUGAGAAAUUGAAUGCUAAACCCGGGUUUUUCGCCACUCUUGUCAACACAGUAGUGGAGAUUUUGGGCGAUAUUUUUCCAGAAGUGCGUAAAGACCCACAAAGUAUUAUUGAUACUAUUAAUGAAGAGGAGGAGCAGUUUUUGAAGACGUUGUCCCGAGGGAGGAAUUUGUUGAAUAGGACUAUUCACAAGUUGGGUGAUUCCAAAACUCUGCCUGGGGAUGUCGCUUGGCGUCUGUAUGAUACGUACGGUUUCCCGGUUGAUUUGACCCAAUUAAUGGCUGAAGAAAAGGGGCUCAGUGUGGAUAUGGGGGUGUACGAGGAGUCGAAAAAACAAGCACAAAUCGCUUCACAGGGUAAAGGAACAGGCGUCGAGGACACCAUCAACUUAGACGUGCAUGCAAUCACAGAGCUCCAAAACCUGGGCGUGCCCCCCACCGACGACUCCCCCAAAUACAACUACACCGCAGGAAAUGGCAUCAACGAAGACUACAAAUUCGAAUCCUGUGACGCCACUGUCAUCGCCCUGCGUCACAACAAACAAUUCGUCGACCAGGUCCACACAGGCCAAGAAUGCGGCAUCCUCCUCGACAAAACAAACUUCUACGCCGAACAAGGUGGCCAGAUCUACGACACCGGCUACAUCGUCAAAGCGGGUGACGACAGCGUCGAAUUCUCCGUUAAAAAUGUCCAAGUGAGAGGGGGAUACGUAAUCCAUAUUGGUAGCCUUGAGGGUACUCUGAGUAAGGGCGAUAAAGUGUCUUUGCAUCUGGAUGUUUCCAGGAGACGCUUAGUUAUGAAUAACCACACAGGUACCCACGUUUUGAACUACGCUUUGCGGAAAGUACUAGGAACGGAGGCGGACCAAAGAGGUUCUUUGGUGGCUCCUGAUCGACUCAGGUUCGAUUUUACCAACAAAGGAGCGAUGAAUGCGGAUCAAGUGAAGAACACUGAGCUGAGUUCUAGAGAGUUGAUCGCGAAGAACGACAAAGUGUAUGCGAAAGAGGCUAAUUUAGCAGUGGCGAAGACCAUCCGGGGUUUGCGGGCUGUUUUUGAGGAGACUUAUCCCGAUCCUGUGAGGAUAGUUUCAGUGGGGAUUCCGGUUGAGGAUUUAGAGAAGGAUCCGUUCGGUCCGGCCGGUGACAGUACUUCCAUCGAGUUCUGCGGCGGCACUCACCUCAACUACGCUGGACAUAUAGGUGACUUUGUGAUAGCCAGUGAAGAAGCAAUCGCUAAAGGCAUUAGAAGAAUCGUUGCUUUGACAGGUCCUGAAGCAACCAAAGCUUUGAAACGUAACGAAUUUUUAGAAAAUUGUCUGAAUGAGAUUAAAUCGUUGGUGGCUGAGGACAAGGACGGUACUAAGUCCAAAGAACUGGUUAAGAAAAUCGUGGAAUUGACGGAAGAGGUUUCACAUGCGGUUAUCCCGUAUUGGAAAAAAGACGAAAUUAGGAAUGCGUUGAAAGCACUGAAAAAGAAGUUGGAUGAUAAAGAGCGUGCUGCUAAAGCUGCUGUUGCCAAUUUGGUGGUGGAUCAAAUCAAGGAAUUUGUUAAAGCUAACCCGAAUUUACCGGUUUUGGUGAAAGAACUGAAAGCUUUUUCGAACACGAAAGCUCUGGAUACCGCCUUGAAACAAGUGAGGAGUUUGAGUCCGCCCACUUCUGCGUUGUUUGUUACUGUUGAUCCCGACUCCAACAAGAUAUUUUGUUUAGCGUCUGUUCCGAAAGAUGCCAUAGACAAAGGCUUGAAAGCGAACGAGUGGGUGCAAAUUAUUGCUACCAAGUUAGGUGGGAAGGGUGGGGGUAAACCUGACUCCGCCCAAGCUUCUGGAAGCAAUAGCGUCAAUGUUGACGAAAUUCUGGAUUUAGCUAAGAAAUUCGCCGAAUCCAAGCUUUAAUGAUAAUUUGCCAUUUCAUAGCAAGGGACAUGGUUUUAAAUUAUUAAUCACUUUUUUAUUAAUAAACAAUACAAUCAA